UAGUUUUAUUCUUGUUAGUAUCGAUACUAAAGAAAUUAGCAAAGUAAAUGUCAAAAAGAUGAUGAAGUAAUUAGCAAAGAAUAUCUUGAAAAACGAUACCAAAAAUGUUGGUGAAAAUGGACGUCAGUAUGGCGCAGAGAUUAGCAAAAAACAUGAUGAAAAAAUUUGCAAUGAUGAUAUUAAAGGCGAUAUUAAAAUGGAUGGCAAAAAAGAUGCAAAAGAAAUUAGUAAAGAAAAGAUUACAAAGGAUCUCAAAGAAAUUAGAGAUGAAAAUGCAAAAAAAAUUAAAAAUGUUAAAAUAGCUACCAUAAAAGAUGUCAAGAUGGAUAAAGAAACUGGCAAAGAAGAUGUCGAAAAUGACUUAAAAAAUAGACACCAAAAGAUAUGAGGCAUAAAUUAGUAAAGAACAUGACAAAGUAAUUAGUAAAAAUGAGCUCAAAAUGGAUGCCAAAGAAGUUGAAGCAGACAAUACCAAAGGAGAUGCCAAAAUAGUUAUCAUAGGCGAUUCUAAAAUUGGUACUAAGGAAGUUAAGACUGAAAUUAACAAAGAGCAUAACCAAGUAAUUAGUAAAGAUGAGGCCAAAAAGAAUGCCAAAGAAGAUGGGGCAAAAAUUAGUAAAGAAAAUGUCGAAAUGGAUUCCAAAAAGGAUGAGUUAGAAAUUAACUAAGAACAUAGCAUAGCAAUUAGUAAAGAUCAUGUCAAAACGGAUGUCAAAGAAGAUGGGGCAAAAAAUUAGUAAAGAAAAUUAAAAAAGAUAUAAAAAACGAUGUCUAGGAACUUGACCAAAGAAGUAAAAAGGAUGGUAAAGAUGAUGCCACAGAAAUUGCUGAAGUAGAUAUAAAACAAGAUGUUAAAAACGAUGUUAAAGUUGAUGCCAAAAGCGAUGUGAUGAUAGAAAUUAGCAAAGAAUCAAAAAUCUACGUAAAAUAUCAUAGGAAGUUCUGAUUUGAAGUUGAUUUGUUCAAAAUUGAAGGUGCUUUAACUGAUGUCCAAGACCACCAUACUAUUUCCAAAAAUUUUCAAGGAACUACUUGAAAAUGCCUGCAAUUUUAUGGAUUUAUUUCACUUAUUACUAGAUUAGCAAGAAGUUACCAAUCGUUUUUCUAAGACAAGACUUGAAGUCAUGAAUGUUUACGCAGUUCAUAAUUAUUUCAGAUUAUCGUCGAGAAUUUUCCAAGAUUUUGAAUAAUUUCCGAGUGCUGCUUAAGAAAAGCUGUUGGUAUUAAUACAGUAUAUUAACUGUGUUUGAAAUAUUUCCAAUAACUUAUGGAAAAGCUAGUUUCAAAAAGUUUCAGUAGAUUUCCUCAAACAUUUUCAGACUUUUUAAAAUUUUUUUAUUUAAGACAAUUUUUGCAAGAAUGUAGAUUAGAUCUAGGUAAUAAUGAAUAGGAAGGAUUGACUUCUUUUUGUCUUUUUUUAAGAACCUCAAGACAUUUUUAUUCAUUUGGUACAAUUUUGACACCCACUUUUUUAGCAAAUCAAAAUCAUCUUUAUCAUGUAUCAUAGACAUCUUAAUCAAUUAAAACCGUUCUGAUUCACACCAAUCAACUUUUCGUAUGUUCAUAAUUUUUUUAAUUUUCUGGAAAAUUUAUUUCUUAAUGUUAUUCACUUCUUUUGUUAUUUAUCAAAUAAUCUCAAGGUAUUUUAAUCAUUUAGUACCAUUUUGACACGCACCAACAAGCUUUUUCUAUUACGUAGUAUCUUGGAAACAAUGUCAAAAAUCAUUUUUUUAUAUUUUUCAUUACAAUUAAGUAUCCUAAAGAUAUUUUUAAUCAAAUAGGCUCCCACCAAUUAGUUUUUUUCAUAUUUUAGAGUCAUAGAAAAAAAUAUUUCUUCGUAUCAUAAACUUCUUAUGUCUUUUUGAAGUUAUUUUCGAAGUUACCCAAGUUAUUUUCAAUCAUUUUUUUCCAUUUUGACACACACCAACCAGCUUUUUUUAUUUUCCAUUUCUUUGGCACUCUUUUAGGAAACAGCAAAAUCAUUUUUUAUGAAAUUUUAGAGAUGUUUUUAGCCGAACAGAACCAUUUUGAUACACUUUUUCAUCAAAAUUCUAAGCCCCAUCAACUGGUAAAUCCAAAAUAAUUCGUUUUUUGUGAUUUUUUUGUAUUAUUCGAGACACUUAAGUAUUCUUUAUAAACGAUUGGUUAAAAAGGAAUGAUGAUUAAGUCAUUUUUGACAUUUGCCUCUCGGAUAUCUUAAGUUGUUAGGAAUUUCGAGUUCGUUUACUGCUACGAUUAGAGAGGCAAUCGGUGCGCGAUUGUUAUAAAUACUUGAAUGUGUAUCAAUUUGGAGGCCAGAGAAAUGAAAAGCGAACCACGGAGGAGGGAAUCGAAGCCGGCUUGUCAGUUCACUGUCAGCGGUUGCCGAGAUCGUGCGCGCGUUUCCCGUGUUGAUUCUGCGCAUAUCGUUUAUAAGAUUAACCGAGAAAAUGGUGUCACCGAAGUCUUGAAUCAAAAAAUUCUUAAAAAUACCUUAAAAAUGGCUUUAUUAAACUUUAGCCAUCCCUUUCCCGUUUCGCCCCCUUUUUUCACUCAACAUGGUUAUACAUAUCCUCGCCCCCCGAGUGCGUUUACCGCUGAAGAGGUAACCCAACCUCCCCCGGUUCCUUUAACACCCCCAACCUACACAAAAGUUCAAGCAGGAACCGGCUCAAAAACGCGGAUACACGCCGUCAUCGAUUACGACGAUGAUUAUUACGACGAUGGUGAUCCAAAUCAAAACGUAACUCCGCUUCAAGGGCCAAUUCUUCUUAAAAACGGUUCAGUUCCUGUCGUGCCACUUUAUUCAUACCCGCAAGUUAAUAACGGAACAUUUGUACAAAUCCCGAUAUUGUGGACCGCCUUAUCGUUAGCUUUAGGUGUAGAACUUCGUGGAAACCUAAUUCGAGGCGUACCAUGUUACAAAAGAGACUAUCAACUUUACUGCCCAACGGCGGGGAAUACUUAUCCUAUAGAUCGAAUAGAAUUAUUUAUAGAUGAAAAUAAAGCCCUAAUGAAACGGAUGUACGGGGAAUUCUCGAUGAAUUCCCCGCCCGAUUACAACUCUGCUGCGUCUCCGGGGACCAAAUCGAAGAGAUCCGUUAAACCCGGAGUUCCAGAUCUACACGCAGCCCCCGGACCAGAUCCCGUUUUUGACGAAUCCGAGACGAUGUUCGGAAAAAAUAGGGAGGUUCGACAAAAUUUUAACUUUAGGAAUAAAAGCGAAAGCGGAAGGGUAGAUGCUUGUGAGAGUAAAGUGGAGGUAAUCACACCGUUUUGGGCAUCGAAUUCAGCGGGGAAAGUACGUGCCAUUGUCAACACUCAACAUUUUGAGCAAGCGAUUCACCAGGAAGUUUGUUCGAAAGCGAGGACUUCGCGGUGCCAAGGGGAUUGCGGUUGCGAACAAAAGUACAAAUGGUAUCGAUUGUUGGCUUACGAUCCCGACAACGAUUGUCGCGGAAUUUUUAUGGAUUGGUUCCUGUUUCCUUCGUGCUGUGUCUGCCGGUGUAAUCCAACCUGAAAAUAAAAAUUAAAUUAAUAAAUAAAAUAAAAAUUAUUAAAUAUAAAAAAAUAAAACGUUCUCAUCAUGAUCAUCUCGCGUUUUCAUUUUAAAAAUAUUGUUUAGUGCCAAACUGAGACUCUCAAAAUGCAGUUACCAAUAAUAGUGCUAUUUUUUUAUUUUUUUAAUAGUAUUUUUUUAUGUGUAAGUUUUUUUUAAAUUUAUAAAUAAAUGGACAAAUAUUUAUAAUAUCAAUUUUUUGUAAUAAAUGAUUUAAUUUUAAUAAAUGGUUUCGCGUAUCCAAACAAUUUCAUGCGUUACAAC
Molecule: messenger RNA, 3802 nt
Organism: Onthophagus taurus
Lineage: Eukaryota; Metazoa; Arthropoda; Insecta; Coleoptera; Scarabaeidae
Gene: spz3
Product: Spaetzle domain-containing protein 3
Biological process (GO): innate immune response; central nervous system formation
Cellular component (GO): extracellular region
Molecular function (GO): Toll binding; growth factor activity
Source: RefSeq, a predicted model, not a curated record